UGCAAGAUGGCUGUGAGAUGGGCUUAAAGUGGAUAACCUAGAACAACCGUUUGUGUGACACGUGGUUUAAAGAGAAGUUAUUGAUAUACAAUAAUUAUUUUCCGUUAUUGUAAUGUCUUUUUUUAUAAGAAGUAGUCGACGGGGAGGUGGUGCGCCAAAGCGUAAACUCAACGGUCAAUUCAAUAAGACAUCUACAUCUCAAUCUACAUCAAAACAGUCAAAGAAAUCAAAGAAGUCCAAAUUUAAUGACAAUGAGAGUAUUGCUAGUACAGAUGAAGAAUUUGCAGAAGAAAAUUUAGGAAAUGCACAAAGUGAAACUGAAGAAGAGGAAGAGACUGCACAAGAGAAACGUUUGAGACUUGCAAAGAAAUAUCUUCAAGAAAUUGAAGAAGAAGAAAAAGAUAGAGUAGAAUUUGAAGAGGGUGCAGUCGCACGGAGAUUGCGUGAGGAAUACCUAGAGGAAAAGGGCCGAUUAAGAAAAACUGUAGCAAUAAAUUACAUUGGCCACAAUGAGCUUGUAACAUUGAGAUGUAAAGAACAUAAGUAUUCUAUUACUUGCAUUUGUCUUUCUAGUGAUGGCAGUGUAUUAUAUUCAGGGUCUAAGGAUGGUAGUUUAGUUAAAUGGUCAAUUAAAGAGAAGAUCAAAUUAAAAGCUAUUAGAGGAAACAGAGGGAAGACAAAAUCUGGAAUGAAAUCCAUACGGUGUUUGGCAAUUAGCACAGAUGGAAAGUUCCUUGUAGUAGGGGAUGGUGGAUGUAAAGUGAUCAAAGUGUUGUCUGGCGAUACUCUUGAUCAUAUAAAGGAUCUGCAAGGUCAUAGAGGUUUUGUAUCUGGAUUGGUAUUUCGUAAAGAUACUCACACGCUAUACUCCACGUCCGAAGAUAAAAGUGUGAAAGUUUGGAAUCUAGACGAUAUGGCUUAUGUUGAAUCUUUAUUCGGGCAUCAGAGUGCUAUUACGUCUAUUGAUGCGCUUUCGCGAGAGCGCGCUAUCACGAGCGGUGGUUAUGACGGGACUAUUAGAAUAUGGAAAAUAGUUGAAGAAUCGCAGUUAAUAUUUAACGCGCACAGCGUCGGCAAUAGCAUUGACGCGGUUAAACUCAUCAACGAAGAGAAUUUUUUCAGCGGUGGGGACGACGGACAACUUUGCCUCUGGGGGUGUUUGAAGAAGAAGCCGUUAUGUUCGAUACCGGAGGCGCACGGAAAGGACGAAACUAAUGGUCAACCGAUGUGGAUUUCCAGCAUCGCUACACUAUUGAAUACAGAUUUAGUAGCGUCAGGAUCGCGAAAUGGUACGAUCAAAUUGUGGCAGUGCGGUGAGAAUUUUAGAUCUUUAAAUCCGUUAUUUGAAGUUAAAUUGGUGGGUUUCAUAAACGCACUCGCGUUUACUUCCGAUGGAAAUCAUCUUAUCGCUGGUGUAGGUACUGAACAUAGAAGUGGUGGUUGGUGGCGAAUACCCGAAGCGAGAAAUGCUGUUGUUAUUAUACCUCUAGUGCAAAAACAAAAGACAAAUAAAUUUUAGAUCAAUUUAUAUAGAUUUACGUUUGCGUACAGAUAAAUUUAUAUUUUUGUAUAAAUCAUAGGUUUACUUACCUAUCUUUUUUUAGUUAUAUUUAUAAAAUAAAAAUAUCCUUAAUAUAAGGAAUAAUAUUUUAAUUUCAUAGAAAUAUUUAUAGCACAAUCGUAUGAAAUCUUUUAAGAUAAGAAUGAUUGUUACCUUUAUAAUCUUGAAGUCGUGGAUGAAGUUCAUACAUUCAGCGACGAUGGUUUUGAUGUGAAUGAAAUGAAAGAAAUAUUGGUCCACAGUACAAGUAUUUAUUCUGUACAAAAGUUGAGUUAUAAAAUAUUAUGUCCCUAUUUUAGGUCUUGUUUUAGUCUUGUAUACCAUGCCGUCUUGAGUACAUUCGUAUAAUAACAAUAUCGCCGCAUGGAACGCUCGCGCUCGUUCGGAACAAUUCUCCGUCCGGGCAAUUUUCUUCGCUUUAUCCUAUUCCGACUCGACGGCUCGACCUGCGUGACAAAUAACGUUCUUUGCGAAAUAAUCCCGAUUUUCCACGUCCGGAACGAUCACGCGAGCGUUCCGCUCGCGCGCGAAUCUUGGACUCACCGUGUACAUAUAAACCAAACCGACUUUAAUCCGCAUAUUUAUUCGAGUCAACAAACAGUAGUACAGCGAGUGUACGCUACUUCUUGUGCAUUCUUGCGAUAAGUUUUCAAACGAGUGCGAUAUAUAGGCCAUCCUUAAUUGGGGGCACAUCACCCUUCCGUCAUGUCGUUUUUCUCCCUUUUUUUCACUGAAGCUGCUUUGCGUUCUGUUUCUUUCUUUUUCCAGGCUGAGAGGGUGCUGUUCGGGUUUUUUAAGGGUUCUCAAGCGACAUCGUCUUCCGCAAAAAUACGCUCGAUUAAAUCUCUCCCUGUUUCUCUCCAGGCCGGCAUUAAUUUCCGCGAGAUGGAUCUUGUGUUUACUUCUUUUUUUUCCCCACACACAUUUGGUUCUCUUUUAAUUAUUUGUUAAAAAUUUCUUAAAUUCCGUUGCUGUCUCAUUUAAUUGUUCAGCGCGGUUAAUACGCGUGUAAAUUGAUGCGUUCUCCGCGACAGAGGAACAACGCUUCUUUUUUUCUCUCUUCUCUUUGUUCUCUCGCGCUGAUUGCCAGUCUUUCCCUCGUAAAUUCUCUCGCCUUGGAAACCAGCCAGAUUUAUCAAAGUAUCAAAGAGUCGCCUUUAAUCUAAGAUCUAAUAAUAAGUGAGCCUCGCGUUUGACAAAACCGUCCGAAUGCGAUGACGCUCUUUCCUCUGCGCGGAGCGGAGUUGGGCGAGCGCGUUAUUCCUUGGUCAAUAUAAAUCACUUAGUUUUCGACAUAUUCCUGUAUUUCGCAACAAAAUGUACUGUAUUUUUUUUUUUCUAAUAGACAUCCGCGAAUUUCUUUAUUGCACAGCAGUCAAGAGUGAUUGUUUUAUUGCUAUCGAUAAUAUUAAUCUACAAUCCCAACUCCGCUCGUUACACAUUGUCUGCUUUUCAAUUUUCUCCCGUUUCGUCGAAACGGAAAAGUAACAAUGAUCACGGAAAGAGAUGCGUCUUUUUGUGUGUAUGUGUGGUAUGCAAUUGACGCUCGUUGCACAUUAGAUAUGGAUCGGUGUUACAUUUCCGAGAGGAUGUUACAUCGAAAUUCCGUCGUUUAUGAAAUUGUCAUAUGCGCGUUGUAACAUAAUUCCUCAAGCUUAAUGCGACUGAAUCUCCGUCGGAUAUGCAACGCAGGAAGGAAUAAACUAUUAUGUGUUAGAAACACACGCAUUAUUCUUUCACCGCGACUACCUUAUUUCUCGCUUACUUUGUACGAUUUUUUACACAAUAGUCUGAGAAACUUUACAUAUAGAAACACAUUUGAUACGAUAGUGCGAUUACGUUCGAUUGAUGGCAGUAGUUACACUAUCACGAAUAAAGCGGGUCUUGCGUUACCUUUAUCGUGCAUUCGUAUAAAGAAAAAUAGAAGGAGAAAGCAGCUUGCGUGCUCGGAGAAUAUCGAUGGUCAAUUAUUUCUACAGUAUUAAAGCGAACUUAAAAUUAUCAAUAGCGACAUAUCGCAUCGCGCUUUUCAGUUUAUCAACAGCUAUAAGCCUCGGAUGUGAAAAAUAUUAUGUAGUCCUCGGCGGAAACGAGUCGUUUAUUACAGAAAAAUUCGUUGUUUACCAAACGCGAUGGUAGUAUCUGUCGAAUCGUUGAAAUGUAUGUCUUUUUUUCAUCCUUCGUAUGUGACUGAAAAUGAUAGGUCUUUUAAUCUGGAUUGCUUCUGGUUUCAUCUGACUUUUUUCUAGCAACGCAUUAAAUAUUAAAUCGGAAAUUGACGGUGAUUGUUCAAUGUGGCAGUUUAUUUCGGAAAGAAUUGCUUUUCGAAUGGGGUCAGUUGGUUUGCUCGAUUAUACUUCACGCAAUACAUAUGUACGAAUGAAAAAUAUACUAUAUUUAUACUAUCAAAACAAUUAUUAACGAGCUUCUUUUAUGAUGAUUAGUGUUCUCUAUUUAGUUAUAAAUUUAGUAACAAUAGCAAUAAUAUUAAAUUGAUUCGAAACAUUUCUUUCAGAUAAAAAUUCUUAGGCCUCUUUUCAUGACGUGACGUAUAAUGAUUAGGUUUGAACAGUUAAUCAAAAUAGGCAGAAUGCGUGAAUGUAAUAAAAUUUAGAAACUGCAUAUUUUAGAUCGACAAAGCUUUCCGCGUUUCCGAUAUCGAUAUGUGUAAUUAUUAACAUCUUCGAAUAUAAAUCAUGCAAAAAAUUAUUUUUAUGAUGUUACAUCUUGUUUAAAAAAAAUUGCUUUUUUAUUGCAGUAAUAAACGAUUAAAAUAGAAGAA
Molecule: messenger RNA, 4343 nt
Organism: Monomorium pharaonis (pharaoh ant)
Lineage: Eukaryota; Metazoa; Arthropoda; Insecta; Hymenoptera; Formicidae
Gene: U3-55K
Product: U3 small nucleolar RNA-interacting protein 2
Exons: 8
Coding region: 113-1519 (468 amino acids)
Cellular component (GO): small-subunit processome
Molecular function (GO): protein binding; snoRNA binding
Source: RefSeq, a predicted model, not a curated record